Messenger RNA from Anopheles marshallii, 621 nucleotides. RefSeq names its product protein lethal(2)essential for life-like. The transcript has a single exon. Gene Ontology annotation, biological process: response to heat; protein refolding. The record is from RefSeq and is a predicted model, not a curated record. Lineage: Eukaryota; Metazoa; Arthropoda; Insecta; Diptera; Culicidae. The coding region runs from base 1 to 621 and encodes 206 amino acids. Gene Ontology annotation, molecular function: protein folding chaperone.
AUGUCGAUCAUCCCGAUAUUCUUCCGCAACUGGUGGGACGACGAGUGGGACCGUCCACUGUGGAAUUCUCGCCUGCUGGACCAGCACUUCGGCAGUGGCGUCAGGGCAGACGAUCUUCUCAACGCUCUGGUGUCGGUGCCCGACCGGCGACUUCAGCCACAGUGCCAACAACAGACCCGUCGUUACAACCGCCCAUGGCACAGCUCCUGCGUGGCCAGCAAACGAGACACCGGAUCAACGGUGAACGUCACCAACGACAAGUUCCAGAUCAGCCUGGAUGUGCAGCAGUUCACCCCGGAGGAGAUCUCGGUGAAGUACGUGGACGGUUCGGUCGUGGUAGAGGGCAAACACGAGGAGAAACAGGACGAACAUGGCUACAUCUCGAGACACUUUGUGCGGCGCUACAUGCUUCCCAAAGGCCACUCUGAGGCGGACAUCACCUCGGCGCUCUCGUCGGACGGCAUCCUUACCAUCGCCUGUCCCCGGAAGGAGAUCGAGCAGAAAAAGCCGGAGCGCAGCAUUCCCAUCACACACACGGGACAGCCCAUGAAGCAAGUCGCCGAAAAUGCUUCCCAGCAGAACGGCCAAAGCAAGAAGGAAGGGGAGACUAUGGAAUCAUAA